Messenger RNA from Penicillium cinerascens, 1758 nucleotides. Its product is annotated as fungal specific transcription factor domain-containing protein. Gene Ontology annotation, biological process: regulation of transcription by RNA polymerase II; DNA-templated transcription. Gene Ontology annotation, cellular component: chromatin. The transcript is spliced from 5 exons. Bases 1 to 1758 code for a protein of 585 amino acids. Gene Ontology annotation, molecular function: DNA-binding transcription factor activity, RNA polymerase II-specific; zinc ion binding; RNA polymerase II cis-regulatory region sequence-specific DNA binding. The record is from RefSeq and is a predicted model, not a curated record. NCBI's taxonomy places the organism in Eukaryota, Fungi, Ascomycota, Eurotiomycetes, Eurotiales, Aspergillaceae.
AUGCUUCAGAAUCCAUCAGCCAUUCAGUGGGAUACCGAUCUUGACGCCCAAGUCCCUAACUGGUUGGCUGGCGAGGACUUUGACUUGAACGCUCUAAAUUCCUCUGUGCUGGCCAGCGCUAUAAAUGACAUCCCCCUUUUGGUGUGCCACGAUGACGAGACGACUGUCUGGUCGCUAUCGGACCCUCCAAUAAAUGUUGAUGAAGAUCGCGAGGAAUACCGUACUCGUCAACACUGGUUCAGUUUCAUACCCGCGGGUGAUACUGGGCAUGCUACUCCUGAUAUGAUGCCCGAGCGGACAGAAGUUGAUGACCAGUAUCGAGAAGGCCUUUCAAGAUGUCUACAACAGCGGGUCAUGGCUGAGCCUUUGCCUUCCACCGAGUUUCUAAACCAAUGUGUCCAAAUGUACUUUACACGAUUUAGUCCCAUUUUCCCCGUUGUUCAUCCUUCUACAUUCCGACCUUCUCCAAAACACUCACUGUUACUUCUGUCGAUCUGCUCAGUCGGUUGUCUUUUCGUCGGUUCCAAUUAUGCUAUCGCUCAGGGCUCGAGAAUCUUUGAGAGACUACACAAAGCUAUUCUUGCUUCGUGGGAGAAAUACUUCGCCAAAGGAAAAGAGGAAACCCUGGCCAUGAUUCAGGCUGCUUUAAUUGGGCAGACAUUUGCCAUUCUGUCGGGGAAUCCAAGACACCUGCUUAUUGCGCAAGCAUUCCAUGGAACGGUAGUAAACUGGGCUCGAAGAUGUAAAAUGUUCCAAGUCCGCCAAGCAGAUGAUCUCUUACCCGGUGGUGGUCUAUCCGUAUGGACUCUGGAACAACGCUGGAAAUCCUGGGCUCAUGCCGAAGAGCAAAUAAGGGUCGCGACAGGCCACUAUAUUCAGGACACAGAGCUCUCCACGUUGCUUAUGAGCCGUCCAGUGCUGAAACAUUCCUCAUCAGUUAUUCCAGUUACAUCCAGCGACAGCCUCUGGGAGGCGAAAUUUACAUCUGGAUGGAAUGCUUUGAACGAGGAGCGAAAAGCAACGACCCCAUCCAAGUCUGAAUUCACAGAAGUCUCUGGAUUUACUCAGUUCACGAUGCUGGAAGGUCUUAUUGCCUCCGUGGUCGACAAUCGCUCAUUAAAUACAGGGCUUCGUGAAGAUGUCCGAGAAGAGUUUGAACGCUGGCUAUCUCGGUUUUAUGAUAACUUCCUGAAGGGAAAUGCUCCUCGCUCGUCCAGUCCGUUCUGCCUGGAGCUUCUCUGGCACUCCGCAUAUCUAGCUCUAUUUGUGGACUUCGAUCGUCUGGAACUUGUCACGGGUAGAGAGGGAUAUGCGCAGUCCCUUCUGCAUCUUGACUACAUCCAAAAGUGGGCCUGCUCCCAGGAUGGUCGGCGCUGCGCUCUUCACGGGGCCUUGAUACUUCGCAAGGCCCAAGACAUGACACUAGGGGUAGAGCCUGCCAUCCAUGUGCCUCGCGUUCUAUACCAGGCGGCUAUGGUAUGGUUCGCGUAUCUCAAGUUUGGCCUUGACAAUCAUGACUCUCCGAAAGACUUUUCAGAGCUCACCAGUCUCAAUGUGAACUGCCAAGCUCUUCUCUUUGAAUCAAAUGGCUUCAAGAUAUCACGACCAAAGAUCAAGGAGUCCAGUACUCUGAGUGGACUUGUGGAUUUGUUGCGUCGGAUUGGCCACUGGGGAAUUUCGAGGAAAUUUGCUGAUCAGUUGGUUUGGAUGAUGCAAGGAAAUACCGAGGAAGAGUCGAGCAGUAGUACCCUCCUGUAA